UUCACUUUUAAUUCGCGGAGAGUGACACUGAGUCAUAGAAUAGCAGUUGAGGUUUGUUUAUGUUUGAGUUUUUAAUUUUUUUGAAAAAUAUGUCCCAAAAGGACAAUAUUUUAUUUGCGGAAACGCUAAAAUUACCUAUUUGCCACAAAAAUGUAUUUGUCGAAGAAAGGUCUUUAAAAACGAUAAUAUCCGAUAAUGGAGAAACAAUGCAAAUCAAGUUAAAAGACGCAUCAGCUUAUUACUUUAAUUUCACGGAAAAAAUUGAUAAGAGAGACUUUGAAAUUAUUCGUACAAAUCAAUGUUUAGACAUAAAUUAUACAGAAUUUAAAGCAAACAUUAUAGAAAUGUUACAUCAGUUCCUAAAAGGAGACAUGUUUUUAAAGUGUGAACUGGUAGACAAAAAAUGUACCUUGACUUUUUAUACUAAAUCAAAAAUAAAAAACAUUGUGUAUUUAGCUUUAGAGCUGCAUAUAACAGAUCAAAAUGAAAUUAUUUCCGAGAUGUAUAUAGAAAUGAGCGAAGUACAAGACAUAAAUAUACAACUCCAGAAACAAUUGAGUAUAACUAAGACACAAAUUCAACAAAAAGAUACAGAAGUUCAAAAUUUAGAACUUGUGAGAAAUAGAAUUGUAUCUCAAUUUUCUAAGGACUUAUACCAAAUAGAUGAACUAUUCUCGUCCAAAUUACAUAACGUUCAGCACCAAGUCUUCAGUAAACUGUCCCUUCUCCAAAAUCAAAUGGUCGAUUUGCAUAGUAAAAUCAACAUAAUUAAAAAAGAAAAUAAAUUAAGAAAUAACAGUAGAAAUCAGAUUAUAGAAAAAGUUCAGAGAUUACAAAAAGAAAAUGACGAAAAUCAUGAAACAAUUCAAAACAUUAAAAAAGAAAAUCUAUCUCUGAAUAUAUUAAGAGUAAAUUUAGAAAGAAGUAUUGCAGAUUUAAAAAGAAACUUGGAAGAAAAUCGUGGGAUUAACAAUAAGUUAGAAUUGAAAAAUUAUGAAUUAGAACAAGAUCUAAAAAAACUUAGUAUAAUUGUAACGCAGAAAGAAUGUAAAAUAAGUGAACUUUCAAAAGAUUUAGUCCAAGCAAAUAAUAUGUUGGUUGGGUUCAAUCAGCAUUACGACUCCAAAUCACAGCAGGUUGAAGAACUUCAACAGCUGCUUACAGCAAAGGAAAAGUUACUCCAGGAAGAACAACUUCGCGCUAAUCAUAUUUUAACAUCGUUCGAAAAUUAUAAAGCUAAUUAUAAUAAAGAAAAAUUCGAGGAAAUUACAAGAAAUUUGAUGUUGUCUAAGAGAAAAAAUGAGGAAUAUCAAGAGGAUAUUCGCAAAUUAAAUAAGAUUAAUGCCUUACUGUCUCAGAGAGUUAGCCAGGGAAUUGUUGGUUAAAAAAAUAAUUAAAACAUUAUCCUAAAAUAAGAAUAAAAUUUAUUUUUUUACGUGAAUGUUACUUUAGUUUGUAUAGGAAGAA
Molecule: messenger RNA, 1467 nt
Organism: Sitophilus oryzae (rice weevil)
Lineage: Eukaryota; Metazoa; Arthropoda; Insecta; Coleoptera; Curculionidae
Product: interaptin-like
Exons: 9
Coding region: 60-1385 (441 amino acids)
Source: RefSeq, a predicted model, not a curated record